CUCGAAUAAGGCAGCACGUUUGCGGACGCACAUGCUUCCUAUUGUCAUCGUGCUCGUGAUUACGAGGUUGGAACGGGGAACGGUACGCCACGGUACGUUUGUUCGAUCUAUGGUUGCGCCGGUAGCAUCGACGAGAAAAACCUGGACUACGGGAUCCAGAGAGCUGCCGACGAAAGAUCGCUGGAUGAACCGGAAAGUGUUUUAAUUCGAGCGAUUCGAUUCGAAAGUAACUUUGAGUUCGAGAUACCCGGGAACCGAUGAAAAGAUCGCGCGAUCGAUUCGAACGAAAGUGUCCGCGAAGAGAAGAGGAGACUGUCGAGGUGUCAGAGAGCAACGACGUAGGCUCACCUGUGCGUCGACGUACGAAAUCCAAGCCUUGGCCCGAGACCACGGAUGGGACGGUGGCGUAAGUCCUCUCUUGGUACCAGGUUGCCGAAGGAGGUCACCCGGUCACCCAGAUGAGGUUCCUUGCCCGUUGUUACCUCCGCACCUCGGCCAAUGGCGUGGCACCUCGGCGUCGCGGUGGCCAAUCCUGUCGCCAGUUUUCGUGCCGACCGCCGACCGAUCGCCGAUCCGAGACCCGCGCCCGUCUUUGUGUCCAGAUUUAAGCUUCUUCCUUGCUGGGCAGGAUCUCCAGCCUCAGGAACGCGUGUAUCCUUUUGACAGUUCUGUCGCGGCGACAUCUGCGCACCGCGUUUCGUCGAAUCGGCCGCCGCGAGGACCCCGACACACGUCCCCGAAUAAUUAAUCACGCCGGAGGAAUCACCGCGUCGAGGCGAUCCCAGGAGGAUAGACGCGAUGGCUGCGAGGUUCGCGAUCUCGGUGUUGCUGCUGCUGCUGACCACCGCUGUCGUCACGGUGUCUUCGGCUGGAUUUCUCGAAACGCUGCUCUCGUGGGACCUGCCAGACGCUGUUGGAAGAUCCACCACGGCGGAGUCCCAAUGCCUCUGCCAGACCUCCAAUUGUCUCUGCUGCGUCGACCUGAACCUGACGGCGACGAUCGACCUGGGCGGGCCUGCCUGCAUCAACGUCAAGCAGAAGGAGCAGAACGUUUCCUUGAACUUGAGCUACGGCGACAAUCCUGUGCACAAUGCCACCAUUAAGAUCGCCGAUGCAGCCAACAAACCGACAUGUAUGAACUUGCUAUCGGACCUGGCGCAAAUAUGCGCGAAAUUCACGUCGAUAAAACAAGCCGACGCUGGUUACGACGGGUGUCUGGUGAUCGAACCCGCAUUGUUGGGCACACCGCAAGCCACCUACCACAUGGGAUGCUUCAAUUUCAAUCGAGUGGUGCGACAAAUCGAAGUCUCUGCCAUCACGGUGACCACGGAGCCGGUUGAAAACGGAGAAGAGGAAGACUCUCUGAACACGGAGGAGUUUAUAGCAGCGGUGACGGCCAGCGCCGAACAAGGUAUAGCUCUGUUCUCCCAAUGGCUAGGUCUGAACUUGAACCCAAAGUUGAACCUGACCGGCAAGAACGUCGACCAAGCGGCCAGCCAGCAGCGCGCCGACGCGCCCACCACAUCCAGAUCCGCUCGCACCAAUUGGGACCAGGAGAAGAAGAACGACGAGCGGUUCAAACAGUUGCUCAGCGCCCAAGACAACGUGCUGAAAGGAUCGGCGACGAUCGGUCGAUCGAUCGGAGCCGAGACGACGUUCGUUUAUUCGAAACCCUCCGAGCUGCUCGCCGAAAAGAGUUCCGGCGAUAGGAAUGUCCAAGACGUCGUCUCCGAUCGCCUAGCCGUGGUUCCGAAAGAGUCCAGGCGAGGUGGCAGAGCGUACAACAUCCACCAACACGUAAACGAGAUCUGAGAACGCUCGUUUCUCCGGUUCGACGCGAUCGAUCGUGGUUGAAAUUUCUAAUGUUCGUAGAGUUUAGAGUACCGCGCGUACACUGUAUUACCAUGAUGCGCUCUAGGAAGGUUUAUUUAUUAUUUUUCUUUUUUCCGUAUCUUUCUCCCUCCUAUCGAUUCCCGACUAUUAUUUAUCGAACGAUUCGACCGACCGGGAGAAUCGCGAGACGCGACGCCGUUUGGACGCGCAGUCUUUUCACCCCGACAUCGUCGGAUCGGCCGCGACGAUCGAAACGGUACGAUGCGGGAUUCGUCCAACGAUAGAUUAUCGCGCGCGCGUUCGACAGCUUGAGAAUCGUCGUUUACGCGUUUCAAGGAGGCUGAACGAGACGCGCGUGCUCUCGCAUCGGCUCGUCGCACAGAAUGAUCUCUCGCGAUCGCGAUCGUCUCUUUUCUCGUCGAUACGAAGUCUCUUUCGUUCGAUGCGGACCGUCUCGUUCCGUUGACCGAGAAACGCUGCGGAUCUUCUGUUCCGCGCAAAGAAAAAGCUGCUGCCGAUUGGGAAGGAUACGGGCAAUGCGUUCCAUAGGUCGGGCGACCCGCGGCUCCAUUAUACGAUCUAUUUAUUUGCGUUCGAGCCCGCAUAGCAAGUAGAAAAUACAGUAACAUUAUCGAGUGGUUCGUGCGCUCGCCAGCGAAACACUGCGCGCGUGAACGUUGUCGAUGGAGUCUCCGGACUGUUCGUUUUCUGGGAGGUAUGUAUAAUUUGCCGCGCGCAUACAAAAGAAUUGUAUCGUGAUAUCGUAGAUCGUUCGGUGUCUCCGAUCGGACAGAUAUCGACUCGCUGGUCGAACGAUCGAUCCGGAUCCCCCGGUCGAAUCGGCGCAAACGGAGCAAAUUAAGUUCCUUCCGAUCAAAAACCGUAUCAAAAACCGUGGACCAAUUGUACGAGAAAAGAAAGUUUUACAGAGGAAUCUUUGUAAUCGCCAAUCAUUGUAACAUCGUCGUAACGUGGAAGAUGAAUCAAUAAAGCCAAAAAGACAACA
This is a messenger RNA of Megalopta genalis, 2839 nucleotides long. RefSeq lists its product as uncharacterized. NCBI's taxonomy places the organism in Eukaryota, Metazoa, Arthropoda, Insecta, Hymenoptera, Halictidae. The record is from RefSeq and is a predicted model, not a curated record.